AUGCGAAUUUCUUUAGAAAAUGGAAUAAAAAUGAUUGGAGUUACCAUUUACUUUUACUUCAUCGUUUAUAUUUUUGCGAAUUGUACUCAUACACUUGAUCAAUAUCAAAAUUAUACUGACAACAGGGAAGUUGAUAACAGUACUGAUAAAAGUGUCGACAAUACCAAUCAUAUUGAACAUGAUGACAGUAAUAAUAAUGAUUUAUGGAUAAAAUGGAAACUUUUACAUAAUAAAACAUAUACUACUCAUAAAGAGUAUUAUGAACAUUAUGGGAAUUGGCAAUUGAAUUUAUUAUCUAUUAAAGAACAUAAUAUAAAGCAUAAGAAAGGCUUAGAAUUAUAUGCUACAGGAUUGAAUCAAUUCUCUGAUUUAAACUGGACACGUAUUAAUGAAGUUUAUUUAACAAACUUAAGUAAAUAUUCAUUGAAACCGAAAAAGAAGGAAAUGAUUUUAUUAAAGUAUGCAUUGAAUAAAUCAACUGACAUACCCAGUUCAUGGGAUUGGAGAACAAUGGGUGUUGUUAGUGGGGUUAAAUUACAAGGUGAAUGUGGUGCUUGUUGGGCAUUUUCAGCAGCUGGUGCAUUAGAAGGUCAACUGAAUAAUAAAACUGAUCAUUUUAUUGAGCUGUCUUCUCAACAACUUAUUGAUUGUAGUCAAUCAUUUGGUAAUCAUGGAUGUUUAGGCGGUGAUAUGAAUAAUGCAUUUCGAUAUGUUGAAAGUAAUGGAAUACAAAAAGAAGAAAAUUAUCCUUAUUUGAAUAAGGAGGGUAGAUGUCAACAUACAAAAUCUAAAUCCAUUAUUCAUUCUAAAUUGAUUAUUGAAGUGAAAGCAAAUGAUGAAGAGGAAUUGAAAACUGUUUUAUACGAACAUGGUCCAGUCUCAGCCGGGAUAAAUGUUGAACAACAGUUUAUAAGAUAUAAAACUGGUAUCUAUCAGUCUUCAUCAUGCUCAGCUACAAAUGUUAAUCAUGCAGUUCUUAUUGUUGGUUAUGGUCAUGAAAAUGGUAUAGAUUAUUGGAUUAUUAAAAAUAGCUGGGGAACAACUUGGGGUGAAGAUGGUUAUGUUAGAAUACGUCGUAAUUAUAAUAAUAUGUGUGGUGUAGCAACUAUGGCGAGUAUUCCAAAGUUAUAG
Messenger RNA from Trichobilharzia regenti, 1131 nucleotides. NCBI's taxonomy places the organism in Eukaryota, Metazoa, Platyhelminthes, Trematoda, Strigeidida, Schistosomatidae. The record is from the annotation of a GenBank genome assembly.